Messenger RNA from Lepus europaeus (European hare), 574 nucleotides. It is a transcript of the gene MRPS18C, whose product is annotated as mitochondrial ribosomal protein S18C. The record is from RefSeq and is a predicted model, not a curated record. NCBI's taxonomy places the organism in Eukaryota, Metazoa, Chordata, Mammalia, Lagomorpha, Leporidae. The coding region runs from base 84 to 518 and encodes 144 amino acids. Gene Ontology annotation, biological process: mitochondrial translation. Gene Ontology annotation, molecular function: small ribosomal subunit rRNA binding; structural constituent of ribosome. The transcript has 6 exons. Gene Ontology annotation, cellular component: mitochondrial small ribosomal subunit; ribosome.
CUCCAGCGGACCGGGGAAGAGCACCGGAAGGGACCUGUCGGAACGCUUUGGAGAAAGGAAGGGAAGGGGAGGAACGGGGAGCUAUGGCAGCUGUGGUUGCGGUCUACAGUGGUCUGGUUAGGAAGACAUUGACACGUGUGGUAACGGCUGCCGUCUGCCUCACAGAACCCGGAACUCAUGCCGUGCUGUGGAGAAGAAGUUGUUCUCAAUAUAAACAACUAACCAGCAAUGAGGACCUGCCUGUUCCAAUGGAAAAUCCUUAUAAGGAGCCUCUUAAGAAAUGUAUCUUGUGUGGGAAACGUGUAGAUUACAAGAAUGUACAGCUUUUGUCCCAGUUUGUUUCUCCAUUUACUGGAUGCAUUUAUGGAAGGCACAUAACAGGUCUUUGUGGGAAGAAACAGAAAGAAAUCACAAAAGCAAUUAAGAGAGCUCAAUUAAUGGGGUUUAUGCCGGUUACAUACAAGGAUCCUGCCUAUCUUAAAGACCCUAAAGUAUGUAACAUAAAGUAUCGGGAGUAAACUAUGUAAGGUUACCACCAAUAAACUUUUUAUAAUAAGUGUUUGUAUGAUGCCAA